This is a messenger RNA of Lotus japonicus, 1203 nucleotides long. RefSeq lists its product as uncharacterized. Bases 1 to 1203 code for a protein of 400 amino acids. Lineage: Eukaryota; Viridiplantae; Streptophyta; Magnoliopsida; Fabales; Fabaceae. The record is from RefSeq and is a predicted model, not a curated record. The transcript has a single exon.
AUGAAAGUGGCGUUUGUGAACGGGAACAGGCAGUUGCCAAAGCUCUACGUUGACAAAUCUGUUAUUGAGAACAUGUGCUCACCAUGGAAGGACGCGUUGGUGGUGAGUCUUCUUGGGAAACGUCUGGGUUUCCGAACUAUGAAAACCAAACUUAGCAACACCUGGCGGCUCAUUGGAGAGUUUGAUCUUUUAGAUGUUGAUAAUGACUUUUUUCUGGUUAAGUUUGAUCGCGAGGAGGAUAAGAAGAAGGUGAUUGAUGGAGGCCCGUGGGUGAUUUUCGACCACUAUCUAGCGGUGGCCACCUGGAAUAGGUCCUUUAUCUGCCCUGCUGCACAGAUCACUUCGACUCUGGCCUGGGUCAGAAUCCCAGGGCUUAAUGUCACCUUCUACAAUGAGAGUUUUCUACUGUCCAUGGCUAGACUGAUAGGGAAACCUAUUAAAGUGGAUAGAAACACAUUGUCUGCGGAACGAGGGAGGUUCGCCAGAAUCUGUGUGGAAAUUGAUCUUACUCAGCCGGUGGUGGGAAAGUUUUGGUUUGAGGGGUUCUGGUACAAAGUGGAGUAUGAAGGUGCCCAUAUUAUAUGUCCCAAAUGUGGAUGCUAUGGGCAUAGAGGGCGAGAGUGCACAGCGACUGAAGGGCAAGUCCUGCCUCAACCGGAGAAGGUUCCAGGUCAAGUGGGAACGGUGGAGGCGCCGCCAACAACUCAAGAAACCCUAGAACGCAACCCGCAACCCACCGCUACAGUUACGGAAGGUCCUAAAAAGCCGGCUGGGAUUGACCCAAUGAUUGUGGUGAUUGAGGAUUGCCAGGUGAUUAAUGAUGGGGUCGUUAAGAGUGUGGACCCCGCUUCCAUGGAAGUGGCAGGAGAAUGGCUCACAGUUAAGUACAAAAAGAAAAAGAAGUUGGCUUCCCCACCAACAUCGGGAUCUGGUGCGCAAGUAAAAGAGAAUAUUCCUUCUAGUAAUCAACCAAAGCAGGGCUUUGGGAAAGAAGUGGGCCACCACACGUCCUCCUCCAAAUUCCUUGGAGUAUUUAAUGCAAAAGCAAUGGGGCCCAGUGAUGUAACGGAUCUGAGCCAGAAGAAAAGGAAGAUUGGGGACACUAGUAAACAUGCAAGUGGGCCCGGAAAAGAGGGAUCCAAACCUCAAAUCAAAGGCAAGGAGAUGGCCCACAAAGGGGACCAUGGUUGUCCAUCACCUUAA